Micropterus dolomieu (smallmouth bass) is the source of this 847-nucleotide messenger RNA. RefSeq names its product TNF superfamily member 10, like (gene tnfsf10l). The coding region runs from base 335 to 847 and encodes 170 amino acids. The record is from RefSeq and is a predicted model, not a curated record. NCBI's taxonomy places the organism in Eukaryota, Metazoa, Chordata, Actinopteri, Centrarchiformes, Centrarchidae. The transcript has 3 exons.
UUGCUGCUCGCUCAUCGGUCUGCGCUGCCUCCUCAAGUAACUCCAAUCCCACUUUUACGCAGCAGUUGAACGCUGAGCAGACAUGGUCAGAUCCAAACGUUAACGUUUCAGGUCGUCUUUCUCCUCUCCUGUCUGCCUGCUCUGCAGCUCCCCCCUCUCUUCUCCUCGGCUUUGCUUCUCCCGCAGAGCUCCGAAUGAAAGGCUCCAUUGGCAGCGGGCGCAUGGAGAUCUAAUUUUGCUCCAACUUUCGGGUCAAGCUUGUGGAGGUUGUUGUUGGCUGUUGUUGUUUUGCUGUUCCCUUGGUUUUAAGGUCUGCUCAUGCGUUGGGAAUGCCAUGGCCACUCCGAGCGCACAGCAGCAGCACCAGGAUUUUUUCAGAUCGGUGAGCAGCGACUCCACCACCUACAUGAUGGUCCCGGCCGGCGGGCCGAGCGGGACGAGGCGCCGGGAAGCGCCGUCUAAGAUGUGGGUGGCGAUGGUGGUGAUAGUGGUGGUGGUGCUGCAGAUUGCAUCCACCACUGGGCUCUUUCUCUACCUGAACAUGUCUAUAUCGCAGGUGCGAAGCCAGGGUGUCACAGAGGAGCUGAAGUGUCUGAGUUUACUGAACGCUCUGGAUAAGGACCAGGACAUCCCCGACCAGCUGGCCCAGCUCUUCGGAGAGCCCUGCAUCAAACUGGCCGAAGGCAUCAAAGCAUACAUCUCCAAGGUAAGAAAAAUAAAUUUAAAAACCAAGAUUAUUGCCAUUCAGAAUAUAUACAGAAACCUUACAGAGGGAAAGAGGGGAGAGGAGGAGGUGACCGAGCAUCCAUCAGCCCAGCUCAGAGUGCCCUGUCUGGGCUCGCUGUGA